ACCAUUUGAACCCAGCUUUAUUCACAAGAGGGGUUCAUUGAAAAGAUGGAAAUUCAGUGGAGCUGGAUUUAAUCUAACAUCACCAAUAUGCUUCUAUUGACCAUCUAACUUUACUCUGAACAACCAUGGAAACUCUUGAACAUCACCCUUUGUGUGCCUCUCUCAUUUCUGCUAUGUUUGCCUGGUCCUUCUCCAUCCAACUGUCUAGAAUGAAGAUUCUUCCCCUUUGGGGUCUUAUAUUCUUCUGCUGCCUACUCACCAUGACUCUAGCCCAACAUUAUGAAAAUGUCCCAAGUAACCUGCAAGCAAAUAAGCUACAGCUGGGCUAUUAUUGGAAGAACAAGUCUGGUAAAGCAGAAAAAGUCCAAGACCUGGAUUGUAAUUCUACCUCGGAGGCUUAUUCCUUGUGUUUAUACAAAUUUAUGGAACAGAGUAUCAUCAGUGCCCUCUUUGAUGCUUCAAAGACUGUAGAAACACCAAAUACUGCUAUUGGGAAGCUGAUGCAGAGAGCAGAAUCAAAACUCCAGCAAUUUCUUGAGCUUAAUAUUACCAAUGGCAAGCUUUUCCACAUUAGAAUUCAGACAGUUAAGAAGGAACCUCGCCUCUCUUCAAAAAUCCUGGUCAAAUUCAACAUGGAAUUCAAAGUGCCAGUUACUAAACAAAUAAUCCUGCCACAUGUAAUCAUUGCCAUGCCAACUGAAGUCAGAGCGGAAAAAGAUGAGAAGAAUAAAAUCCAUCUGGCCCUUGGCUCCUUAAUCACUGAGGACAACCAUUUAAACAGCACAAUCACUUAAAUUGAUAUCCAAAUGAAUUUGGAAAAUGGCCCCCAUGCAUUGAAUGGAUUCCUGAAGAAAUACCAAAUAGAAUACCAAAAAUAAUUCUCCCCCCUGCUCACCAUUUCUUCUCUAUCUUGGAAGACUUUUCAGAUCCCAACCCUUGAUUAGCUGCUGAUGUCCAUAAUGAUUAGAUUGCUGUUGACUGGGAGGAACACACAUUUUUUGGGAUGUACGUAAAGCUAUCAUCUUCUCUAGGUUUCAAUUGUGUUCUUUUACUGGUGCUCCUCUUACAAUAAACCACCCUCUCUGGACCUGA
Messenger RNA from Antechinus flavipes (yellow-footed antechinus), 1092 nucleotides. RefSeq lists its product as uncharacterized. Bases 126 to 794 code for a protein of 222 amino acids. The record is from RefSeq and is a predicted model, not a curated record. The transcript is spliced from 6 exons. NCBI's taxonomy places the organism in Eukaryota, Metazoa, Chordata, Mammalia, Dasyuromorphia, Dasyuridae.